AUGUUUCCUUCUCCAGGGCACAAGUCUGGGAAGUCACCACCUAAGAGUGUAGAUGACAUGACCCUUGCUCAGGAAAAGGUAUAUAGCGAAGCUAGAGCAUCUCCAUCACCAUCACCAAAGAUUGAAAAGGUGGCCAGGGCAUCUCCAUCCCCAAAGAUGGAAAAGGACGCAAGAUCAUCGCUAUCACCAAAGAUGGAAAAGGUGUCCAGAGCAUCUCCAUCACCAUCUCCAAAGAUGGAAAAGGUGGCCAAAGCAUCUCCAUCACCAUCACCAAAGAUGGAAAAGGUGGACAGAGCAUCUCCAUCACCAUCUCCAAAGAUGGAAAAGGUGGCCAAAGCAUCUCCAUCACCAUCACCAACGAUGGAAAAGGUGGCAAGAGCAUCACCAUCACCAAAGAUGGAAAAGGACGCAAGAGCAUCGCUAUCACCAAAGAUGGAAAAGAUGUCCAGAGCAUCUCCAUCACCAUCUCCAAAGAUGGAGAAGGUGGCCAAAGCAUCUCCAUCACCAUCACCAAAGAUGGAAAAGGACGCAAGAGCAUCGCUAUCACCAAAGAUGGAAGAGAUGUCCAGAGCAUCUCCAUCACCAUCUCCAAAGAUGGAAAAGGUGGCCAAAGCAUCUCCAUCACCAUCACCAAAGAUGGAAAAGGACGCAAGAGCAUCGCUAUCACCAAAGAUGGAAAAGGUGUCAAGAGCAUCUCCAUCACCAUCUCAAAAGAUAAAGAAGGUGGCCAAAGCAUCUCCAAUACCAUCACCCAAGAUGGAAAAGGUGUCCAGAGCAUCUCCAUCACCAUCUCCAAAGAUGGAAAAGGUGGCCAAAGCAUCUCCAUCACCAUCACCAAAGAUGGAAAAGGUGGCCAGAGCAUCUCCAUCAUCAUCACCAAAGAUGGAAAAGGACGCUAAAGCAUCGCUAUCACCAAAGAUGGAAAAGGUGUCAAGAGCAUCUCCAUCACCAUCUCCAAAGAUAAAGAAGGUGGCGAAAGCAUCUCCAUCACCAUCACCAAAGAUGGAAAAGGUGUCCAGAGCAUCUCCAUCACCAUCUCCAAAGAUGGAAAAGGUGGCCAAAGCAUCUCCAUCACCAUCACCAAAGAUGGAAAAGGUGGUCAGAGCAUCUCCAUCAUCAUCACCAAUGAUGGAAAAGGACGCAAGAGCAUCGCUAUCACCAAAGAUGGAAAAGUUGUCCAGAGCAUCUCCAUCAUCAUCUCCAACGAUGGAAAAGGUGGCCAAAGCAGCUCCAUCACCAUCACCAAAGAUGGAAAAGGACGCAAGAGCAUCGCUAUCACCAAAGAUGGAAAAGGUGGCCAAAGCAUCUUCAUCACCAUCAUCAAAGAUGGAAAAGGUGGUCAGAGCAUCUCCAUCAUCAUCACCAAUGAUGGAAAAGGACGCAAGAGCAUCGCUAUCACCAAAGAUGGAAAAGGUGUCCAGAGCAUCUCCAUCAUCAUCUCCAACGAUGGAAAAGGUGGCCAAAGCAGCUCCAUCACCAUCACCAAAGAUGGAAAAGGACGCAAGAGCAUCGCUAUCACCAAAGAUGGAAAAGGUGGCCAAAGCAUCUUCAUCACCAUCACCAAAGAUGAAAAAGGUGGUCAGAGCAUCUCCAUCACCAUCACCAAAGAUGGAAAAGGACGCAAGAGCAUCGCUAUCACCAAAGAUGGAAAAGGUGUCCAGAGCAUCUCUAUCACCAUCUCCAAAGAUGGAGAAGGUGGCCAAAGCAUCUCCAUCACCAUCACCAAAGAUGGAAAAGGUGUCCAGAGCAUCUCCAUCACCAUCUCGAAAGAUGGAAAAGGUGGCCAAAGCAUCUCCAUCACCAUCAACAAAGAUGGAAAAGGUGUCCAGAGCAUCUCCAUCAUCAUCUCCAAAGAUGGAGAAGGUGGCCAAAGCAUCUCCAUCACCAUCACCAAAGAUGGAAAAGGACACAAGAGAAACGCUAUCACCAAAGAUGGAAAAGGUGUCCAGAGCAUCUCCAUCACCAUCGCCAAAGAUGGAAAAGUUGACCAAAGCAUCUCCAUCACCUUCACCAAAGAUGGAAAAGGUGGUCAGAGCAUCACCAUCACCAAAGAUGGAAAAGGAGAUAAGAGCAUCGCUAUCACCAAAGAUGGAAAAUGUGUCCAUGGCAUCUCCAUCACCAUCUCCAAAGAUGGAAAAGGUGGCCAAAGCAUCUCCAUCACCAUCACCAAAGAUGGAAAAAGACGCAAGAGCAGCGCUAUCACCAAAGAUGGAAAAAGUGUCCAGAGCAUCUCCAUCCCCAUCUGCAAAGAUGGAAAAGGUGGCAAAAGCAUCUCCAUCACCAUCACCAAAGAUGGAAAAGGUGACCAGAGCAUCUCCAUCACCAAAGAUGGAAAUGGUGGCCAGAGCAUCUGCAUCACCAAGGAUGGAAAAGUUGACAAGGGCUUCUCCAUCAUCUAAGAUGGAAAAGGAGGCCAGAGCAUCACCAUCACUAAAGAUGGAAAAGGUGGCAAGAGGAUCACCAUCUCCAAAGAUGGAAAAGGUGGCCAAAGCAUCACCAUCACCAAAGAUGGAAAAGGUGGCCAGAGCAUCUACAUCACCAAAGAUGGAAAAGGACGCAAGAGCAUCUCCAUCACCAAAGAAGGAAAAGGAGGCCAGAGCAUCACCAUCACCAAAGAUGGAAAAGGUGGCAAGAGCAUCUCCAUCACCAUCACCAAAGAUGGAAAAGGUGGCAAGAACAUCUCCAUCACCAUCAUCAAAGAUUGAAAAAGUUGCAAGAGCAUCUCCAUCACCAACACCAAUGAUGGAAAAGGUGGACAAAGCAUCACCAUCACCAAAGACAGAAACGUUGGCAAAUGCAUAUCCAUCACCAUCAUCAAAGAUGGAAAAGGUGUCAAAAGCAUCUCCAUCACCAUCUCCAAUAAUGAAAAAGGUGGGCAAAGCAUCACCAUCACCAAAGACAGAAACGUUGGCAAGAGCAUCUCCAUCACCAUCAUCAAAGAUGGAAAAGGUGUCAAAAGCAUCUCUGUCACCAAAGCUGGAAAACAUUGGAGGAUUCAGUGUUUGGUAG
Messenger RNA from Mytilus californianus (California mussel), 3009 nucleotides. Its product is annotated as serine/arginine repetitive matrix protein 1-like. Bases 1 to 3009 code for a protein of 1002 amino acids. The transcript is spliced from 3 exons. The record is from RefSeq and is a predicted model, not a curated record. NCBI's taxonomy places the organism in Eukaryota, Metazoa, Mollusca, Bivalvia, Mytilida, Mytilidae.